UGUCACUGGUGGCGUUUGGUCCACUUUUGGAUUAUUUAUUUUAAAAAGUCAGAUCUGAAACAUGAAACUAAACAAAAUAAUGGUCUUUUUUAUUUAAAUCUUAGACCCUCGAUUUGAAUGGAGAGAAUUUUUUAAAGUCUUUCCACGAACCCCAACCACGGUAGUGACAACGAGGUCAACUCCUCCUCCGAGCCCGUCUUUGAGCUCCGAUGCUGGGUUAUUGUUCCAUGUGGCCUCGGUGGGUGGGUGGACGGACGGCGGGUCCAUCCUGGCUGCCUGUUGUUCCGCCACUCGGCCAAUGGGAGGCCGGCUGUCGCUCAGACUCGAUCCAAUGAGAGCAGCAGGGUCCGGGCUCGCAUUUGAGGAGUUGGGUUGUUCAAUCCCGGAGUGAGGAGGACAACAAGCAGCUUUCCCCCUUCUUGUGUGCGGCAUGGAUGCGUUGUGGCGAUGAAUGUUCCAGUCGAUGCUGAUGAUAGGGAAUAUGGCCGACAACGCCAACCGUUGCUGUUCUCACCGCACCUAGGGAUGUUUUAUCAGAACUCUCAUCAAGACAACAAUUUGUACAAAUGACUCGCUGCCCGGCUGGAGGACGCGCGUCCCACCACUGAGGGCACAUGUGCAUGUGGAGAGAUGGAUCGCUGUAAGCACGUGGUGCGCCUUCGCCUGGGCCACGACCACUCCAUCCUCAAUCCGCAGAAAUGGCACUGCGUGGACUGCAGCACCACCGACUCGGUGUGGGCCUGCCUCAAGUGCUCCCACGUGGCCUGCGGACGUUUCAUGGAGGAGCACUCGCUCAAACACUUCCACGAGUCCCACCACCCGCUGGCCAUGGAGGUGCGCGAGCUGGACGUCUUCUGCUUCGCCUGCGGGGACUACGUACUCAACGACAACGCGGAGGGGGACCUCAAGCUCCUCCGGGGGGCUCUGUCCACUGUUCGGAGCACCGGUAGGCGCUCGCUGCGGUCCUCGGCUUGGGGGGCGUGUAGCCACCGUUUCGGGGAAAGCGCACCGCAGCCUCCGAUGCAGCUCGCCUUGCGUCACAGGAGGAAGACGCUCCUUGCGAAGAUGCUUCAGAGGUGGACGAGCAAAUAUCGGCAGCUCCAGAACGAGCGCAAAGAGAAGCUGGAGGAGGCGAGGAGACAAAAGAAGGAGGUGAAAAGGAGACUCAUGGAAGAGUUGGGCAGCGCCCCACCCAGGAAGAGCGCAAGGCUUCUCACUCAGGCGCCACGUUCGACCAUCGCGCUCAUUCCUUGCAAGUUCCGCGACCCUCCGGAACGCCUACCUCCCCCGCCUCCUAAGAAGCCUUCCCUCCUCGCCUUGUCCAGGAAGCCCCCUCCCAACGGCAGAGCUGCUAAACUGAGGCGGUACUACUCGGCCCACUCUGCGGCUCGCCGCCGUCACGCUCCGGGCGUCACGGGUCUGCGCAACCUGGGGAACACGUGCUACAUGAACUCCAUCUUGCAGGUGCUCAGUCACCUGCAGAAAUUCAGGGAGUGUUUUCUCACUUUGGACCUGUGCGAGACCGAGGAGCUGCUCGCCAAGACCAACCACUCGCAGGGGAUGAAGGCGGUCUCGGGAAGCGUGAUCAGCAGCGCUAACGCGGAGCUAACCUCAACUCCGGUGGGCAAAAAGGAGACCGCACCGCCUCCGCCUCCGGCUGCCGAGUUGGUGCAGCCCAAGGAGACGCGCUGCUCCACCCGCCAGCAGAUGUCACUGUGCCACGAGUUGCAUACGCUUUUCAGGGUCAUGUGGUCGGGCCGCUGGUCUCUGGUGUCCCCCUUUGCCAUGCUGCACUCCGUGUGGAACCUCAUCCCGGCGUUCCGCGGUUACGACCAGCAGGACGCCCAGGAGUUCCUGUGCGAGCUGCUGGACAAGGUGCAGCAGGAGCUGGACACGGAGGGCUCCAAGCGCAGGAUAGUCAUCCCCAUCACCAAGAGGAAGCUCUCCAAGCAGGUGCUCAAGGUUUUGAACACCAUCUUUCACGGGCAGCUACUCAGCCAGGUGACGUGUCUGUCCUGCAAGCACAAGUCAAACACAGUUGAGCCAUUCUGGGACUUGUCUCUGGAGUUUCCCGAGCGCUACCACAGCAUAAACAAAGGCUCCACGGCGUACCAGCGCAGCUGCACCCUCACCGAAAUGCUGUCCAAGUUUACUGAGACGGAAUCGCUGGAAGGCAGGAUUUAUGCCUGCAACCACUGCAACAAAAGAAGACGGAAAACCUCCCAUAAGCCUUUAGUUCUUUCAGAAGCCCAUAAGCAGCUUCUGAUCUACCGCUUACCUCAGGUUCUACGGCUGCACCUCAAGCGCUUCAGGUGGUCGGGGAGGAACCAUCGGGAGAAAAUCGGCGUCCACGUGGCCUUCGACCAGGUUCUGAAUAUCAAACCCUACUGCUGCACGGGCUCGGGUCACGCCGUCCACAGAGGCGGCUACACCUACGACCUGUCGGCCGUGGUCAUGCAUCACGGUAAAGGUUUCGGCUCAGGGCACUACACCGCAUACUGCUACAACACAGAAGGAGGGUUCUGGGUCCACUGCAACGAUUCCGAGAUGAAGGUUUGCAGCGUGGAGGAAGUGUGCAACACUCAGGCGUACAUUCUCUUCUACACGCAGAGGUCUGCUUAGGGGGCCUCUCGCUGUGACGUGAACCUGGACUUGCUGACCCUCAGCUGCAUCGUAAAGAUAACCGAGUCCAGUGCAGGACCUCUGCCAAGGUUGACCUUCUCACGGGACAAGAGCAUUGAAUCAUCUUGGAUGCGCUUUAAAGUAGUCUGUGUAUAGCUUGUAUCAAAGAAUUUACUAUCCAACACACAAGUGAGUCCAAUUCCCAGUGAGCACCAUUGUUACCCAGCACUGCCUUAAUCCUCUUGGAUCUUGGAUCUUGGAUGCCGGUCCUCGUACGCUCCUCUAACGCUCCUCCAGCUUCCUUCCCUUUUGCUUGAGGACUUCCUCAUAGGUGCUCAAUUGGGUUGAACGGUGGUCGAGUGGUUAGCGUGCAGACCUCACAGCUAGGAGACCAGGGUUCGAUUCCGCCCUCGAGUUUGCAUGUUCUCCCCGUGCAUGCGUGGGUUUUACUCCGGUUUCCUCCCACAUUUUCCAAAAACACGCUAGGUUAAUUAGCGACUCCAAAUUUUCCAUAGUAUUGUAUGAAUGUGAGUGUGAAUGGUUGUUUGUCUAUAUGUGCUCUGUGAUUGGCUGGCCACCAGUCCAGGGUGUACCCCGCCUCUCGACCGAAAAGAAUGAAUAAAUGAAAAAUAAUAAUAAUAACAAAAAAAGGGCUGCACGCCGGUUGAGUGGUUAGCGCAUAGCCCUCACAGCUAGGAGGACCAGGGUUCGAUUCCACCCUCGGCCAUCUCUGUGUGGAGUUUGCAUGUUCUCCCCGUGCAUGUGUGGGUUUUCUCCGGGUACUCCGGUUUCCUCCCACAUUCCAAAAAAAAACAUGCUAGGUUAAUUAGCCACUCCAAAUUGUCCAUAGGUAUGAAUGUGAGUGUGAAUGGUUGUUUGUCUAUAUGUGCCCUGUGAUUGGCUGGCCACCAGUCCAGGGUGUACCCCGCCUCUCGUACUAAGACAGCUGGGAUAGGCUCCAGCACCCCCACAACAUUAUCACUCUGAUACUGUGAACAUCCAGCGGCAACACAACAUUUUGGCAUGACUACUAUUUUUGAUGAAAAAUAUACUGAACCAGGGCUGCACAGUGGACGGGUGGUUAGCACACAGGCUUCACAGCGAAGAGACCCAAGUUCGAUUCCACCCUUGGGCAUCUCUGUGUGGAGUUUGCAUGUUCUCCCCGUGCAUGCGUGGGUUUUCUCCGGGUACUCCGGUUUCCUCCCACAUUCCAAAAACAUGCUAGGUUAAUUAGCGACUCCAAAUUGUCCAUAGGUAUGAAUGUGAGUGUGAAUGGUUGUUUGUCUAUAUGUGCCCUGUGAUUGGCUGGCCACCAGUCCAGGGUGUACCCCGCCUCUCCCCACAACCCUUGUGAGGAAAAAACGGUCGAAAAUGAAUGAAUGUUUAUGUUUCCUGUCAAAGAACCGCGGUUCCCCUAGUGCCGGCAGCUUUCAUGCAUCCUUCAAUCAUGACUGUCGGUAAAACAAUAUUAUUUUGCCACUGUGUGUAGUUCAGGUAGUGUACGACGCAUCGCUUCAAAAUGUCUCGGAGGAGUUUUUGAUUUCGGACCAAAAUGGGCAGUCCAAACCAAAAUGGCUGACUUCCUGUUUGUGUGCAAAUAUGUUUUUUUGGGAGAUUUGUCGAGCCUUGCAAACUUUGGAGGAAAAAUAGUUUCUUCUUUAUCCUGGAAUGUAUGUUUCCUGUCAAUGAACCGCGGUUCCCCUAGUACCGGCAGCUUUCAUGCAUAGCGCUAUACCUCUACACAAGCUAUACACUGACUACUCUAAAGUACAUCCUCUAAUGUGUACUUAGCUGAUGUGUCAACCUUGGCAGUGCUAACUCCAGGAGUCUCGUAAGUGAAGGACCAGCAGACUGUGCGCGCAGGUUGGAUCCUGUGCCGCCUGCUGAACACCAAGUAGUGUAUUUGAUUCUGGAGUCCGAGAUUUCUUUUAUCCCUCGCAAUUACUUCAUGUUGUGUGUUUUUGUAGCUUUAAGUACUCGGUUUGGAGUGGCUCACUCGAAAGAAGACUGCAGGGGAUAGAAGAAGCUUGACCUUCAGGUUCUUGGCAUUUUUUUCGUUUUAAGUCGUCACGGUCAAAUGCCCCCACCCUUCGUCUUCACGUUCUGUCUUGCUGUGAAGUUUUUUUCACUUCUUUUUGUAGUCAUGGAGUGUUUGAUUGCCAUCAAACAAAAAAAAAAAGACCACCUGAUUGACGAGUGACAGGAGCUUCUUUGUCGACUUCCUUAUUUUGCAGGAGCUAAUCGUUUAAUAAUUUGCAUCAUCUGGAAAGUAAAGCGGCGGCACGGUGGUCUAGGGGUUAGCGCGCAGACCUCACAGCUAGGAGACCGGGGUUCAAUUCCACCCUUGGCCAUCUCUGUGUGGAGUUUGCAUGUUCUCCUCGUACUCCAGGUACUCCGGUUUCCUCCCACAUUCCAAAAACAUGCUAGGUUAAAAGGUACAAUUAUACCUUUUGAGUGUUAAGUUGGUGUGUGAUGAGUUUAGUGUUCUUUGUAAGAACACUAACACAUUCCAAAAACAUGCUAGGUUAAUUAGCGACUCCAAAUUGUCCAUAGGUAUGAAUGUGAGUGUGAAUGGUUGUUUGUCUAUAUGUGACCUGUGAUUGGCUGGCCACCAGUCCAGGGUGUAUGAGGACACCUGGGAUAGGCUCCAGCACCCCCUGCGACCCUCGUGAGGAAAAGUGGUAGAAAAUGAAUGAAUGAAUGAAUGAGAUCUCCUCCUAUUUUGUGUGGAAGUGGUAACUUUUUGGCUUUCCCCAACCUCUGCCAGUUUGCAUGUUCUCCCCGUGCAUGCGUGGGUUUUCUCCGGGUACUCGGGUUUCCUCCCACAUUCCAAAAAACAUGCUAGGUUAAUUAGCGACUCCAAAUUGUCCAUAGGUAUGAAUGUGAGUGUGAAUGGUUGUUUGUCUAUGUGUGCCCUGUGAUUGGCUGGCCACCAGUCCAGGGUGUACCCCGCCUCUUGCCCGAAGACAGCUGGGAUAGGCUCCAGCACCCCCACGACAGUAUCACUCGGAUACUGUGAACAUCCAGCAGCAACACAACAUUUUGGCAUUUUAGCAUGCAGGCCUCACAGCUCGGAGACUCGAGUUCGAUUCCACCCUCGGCCAUCUCUGUGUGGAGUUUGCAUGUUCUCCCCGUGCAUGCGUGGGUUUUCUCCGGGUACUCCGGUUUCCUCCCACAUUCCAAAAACAUGCUAGGUUAAUUAGCGACUCCAAAUUGUCCAUAGGUAUGAAUGUGAGUGUGAGUGGUUGUUUAUCUAUAUGUGAUUGGCUGGCGACCAGUCCAGGGUGUACCCCGCCUCUUGCCCGAAGACAGCUGGGAUAGGCUCCAGCACCCCCGCGACCCUCGUGAGGAAAAGCGAUAGAAAAUGAAUGAAUGAAUGAAAGUAAAGCUCCACUCAAUAAGAAGAGCAACGGAGCUCCUGCAAAGCGUCGUCGUGAUUGUCUUUGUGUUCCUCGAUGGCAGCUCUUUGCAUCCGGCGCGUCAAGACACGAGGCGAAGAAUGUUUCGAUUUUCCGUUACCUUUUUUUUAAAUAAGUUUAGCACCUGAAAGCAAUAUAUUGUACAUCUUUACCUACGACAGGAAAACCAAGAUCAGGAAAUACUCUUGUUUGUUUUCUACUCGACUGCUGUUUCUUAUGGAGGUCUUUAGAAUUUGCUAGAAGAAACACUUGUGUUUGAUACGAGUCGACAUUUUGUGUCCAACGUGGGAACAAUCUAAUGACCAUGAAUGUCCUACUGCUUAGAGGUCAGGUGGCUUCUGUUGUGUACUGAAAAGAGAAUACCUUGUCAUCAAUGUAGUAGUCAUAUGGGUUUGCCUGACGGUAAUUAUUAAAAAGACAAAAGAACAUUUUUUUUUGGGCUGCUCUUGUACGCAUCGGACGACAUUUACCGGGUACAUUUGUAUCACCUUUGUCUUGUAGUACUCAUGUACAGUAAACCUCGGAUAUAUCGGAUUCAAUUGUUCCCACUGCUUUUGCAAAAAGUAAAUAAACCGCCAAAGUCUCCAA
This is a messenger RNA of Doryrhamphus excisus (bluestripe pipefish), 6629 nucleotides long. It is a transcript of the gene usp49, whose product is annotated as ubiquitin specific peptidase 49. The record is from RefSeq and is a predicted model, not a curated record. Gene Ontology annotation, molecular function: zinc ion binding; cysteine-type deubiquitinase activity. Gene Ontology annotation, biological process: protein deubiquitination. NCBI's taxonomy places the organism in Eukaryota, Metazoa, Chordata, Actinopteri, Syngnathiformes, Syngnathidae.